This is a messenger RNA of Pseudomyrmex gracilis, 1059 nucleotides long. It is a transcript of the gene Gsc, whose product is annotated as homeobox protein goosecoid-like. Gene Ontology annotation, cellular component: nucleus. NCBI's taxonomy places the organism in Eukaryota, Metazoa, Arthropoda, Insecta, Hymenoptera, Formicidae. The transcript has 3 exons. Gene Ontology annotation, biological process: regulation of transcription by RNA polymerase II. Gene Ontology annotation, molecular function: RNA polymerase II cis-regulatory region sequence-specific DNA binding; DNA-binding transcription factor activity, RNA polymerase II-specific. The record is from RefSeq and is a predicted model, not a curated record. Bases 1 to 1059 code for a protein of 352 amino acids.
AUGGUAGAGAGCACUUAUGCGAGCGACUCGCCAAGAUCACGCUCGCCCAUGACGGAACCGUCGAGUCCGCUUCACGAUGGUCCCGGUAUAUCCGGUUACGGGCACAGCUAUCUGUACAGCUACUCGCCGGACGGACAGAAUCACGUAUCGACGACGAGGCGCGGCAACGGGGAGACGAUCGCAACGACGGACACGAACUGCGACCGGACGUACGCCCGAAGUCCGAUCAUCGGCACGGCGGACGAGACGCAGCCGCCGCGGACGCAGCGAAAUCGGGAACCGGUCACGUCGCGACCGACCGGCGGCGGCGGCGGCGGCGGCGGCGGCGGCUCGUCCGCCUCGAUGUCGUCCCCGACGUCUCUCUUCACCAUCGACAGCAUUCUGGCGCCUCGUCCGAUCGGCAACGUCAUCAGCCCGACGAGCACGACCACCGUCGCCGCGUCCGCGAUUCAGACACCGGAAACGAUCGAAUCGAUCGCCGGACGCACCGCGUCGGCGAUUCAUCCGCUUCAACAGCAGCUGCAUCACUUGGCCUUCACCUCGGCGGAUUUUCUCGCCGCGGCCUAUCCCGGACUUUAUCCCGGAGGAUACGUGGCGGCGAUGGCCGCCGCCGGUGUUUCCCUUCACGGACAACCGACCUUCUAUCACGCCGGUCAUCCUUAUCAAAUAAAUCCAAACAAUCCGGGAAUAGGACCGAUGGCGAAGAGAAAACGUCGUCACCGAACGAUAUUCACGGAGGAGCAAUUGGAGCAGCUCGAGGCCACCUUCGACAAGACGCAUUAUCCCGACGUACUUCUGCGAGAACAGCUGGCCCUUCAGGUCGAUCUCAAGGAGGAAAGGAUCGAGGUGUGGUUCAAGAAUCGUCGCGCCAAGUGGCGGAAGCAGAAGCGGGAAGAACAGGAUCGUCUGCGGAAGCUGCAGCUGGAGCAGCGUCAGCGCAACGAGGACGGGGGCGCCGCGGCUACGGUGAUGGUCGGCGAUGGUCGUUUGAGCCUGAGCAGACAGCAGCAGCAGAAGAUCGAGCAGGACACGGACAGCUCCGAUCUCGAAGUGGCGUAG